Solanum pennellii is the source of this 2109-nucleotide messenger RNA. RefSeq names its product RNA-binding protein 24-like. Lineage: Eukaryota; Viridiplantae; Streptophyta; Magnoliopsida; Solanales; Solanaceae. The coding region runs from base 226 to 1044 and encodes 272 amino acids. The record is from RefSeq and is a predicted model, not a curated record. Gene Ontology annotation, molecular function: RNA binding. The transcript has 8 exons.
CUCUUCUUCCCCUUUUGGCCCCACACGUUUUCUUCUCUCUUCUUCCUUUGUUUGCAAAUUCAGAGGGUUUUUCCUUUAGUUUUUACCCUGUACUGCCACCUCACUCCACCUCUCCGUUAACUUACAAUUCAAGAUUCUGUUUUUUUUUUCUUGAUCCCAUAUAAAGAUUUCAUCUUUUUCUUUAAUUGGGUGAUUUGGGUGAAAUCUUGUUUUGUUUUGUUGCUCAUGGCGUAUCAGAUGAGUCCAGGUGGGAGUAGUAGUGGUGGGGGGUCAGGUUCGCCGUUUACGGGUCGGGGCCCAUAUGGGGUUGGGGAUACGACGUAUACGAAGGUUUUUGUUGGUGGGUUGGCUUGGGAGACGAAGAGUGAAUCACUCCGCAGUUAUUUUGAACAGUUUGGGGAUAUUAUUGAGGCGGUUGUUAUUACUGAUAAACAUACUGGACGCUCUAAAGGCUAUGGCUUUGUUACGUUCCAUGAUCCGGAAGCUGCAUGGAGGGCUUGCACCAAUCCUAAUCCAAUCAUUGAUGGUAGAAGGGCUAAUUGCAACCUGGCUUCACUUGGGAGACCUCAAGGACUUUUACCUUAUGGACGUUUGAGAUCUUCAAUGCCUUAUCUGGGGAAUCCACAGGCCUCAAGGGGUAUGUAUAUGGGGAACCCCUAUUACCAGCUACCAGUUCCUUACAGUUAUCAGCCUGGAUUCUCAUAUCCUCCAUAUAGGUUUCCUGCAUAUGGGCCAGACUAUGUUUACCCGCAGAUGUAUGGGAUACCAAGUACUGUUGGCACAAACACAUUACAGUUUGGCCAACUUGGUGCGCAGCCGGGCAGUCCUGCGUAUGCGUAUCGCGGUCAUUUGAUGACUGGUCCUCAUAUGGUGCAAUAUCAGAGACCUAAUGCUAGUGGAGCUAUGACAGACAAUGUUCCUUUGAUGCAACUACCUUAUCACUCAGGCAUCACUAUGCCAUCUCCUCGUCAGCCACAGACUGCAGUACAAGCUCGUCCACCACAAUUCACUCAGAGCAGUGGCUCUGACCAAAUGGCAGGUUGAAUGGUUUAACUGGAUGUAUCAUGUCGCAGGAUGAAUUCAAGGAAUUGGCUCGCUGUUAUUUGUGUGGUAAGACUUGGAACAUGACCUUGAACGUCAGAUGGGGAGGCAAACAGAGGUCUUUCAAAGUCAUGACCACCAAGAACUCGAGGGAAUCACUUGUAAAAUACCAAGAAGUUCAGAUAACCAUAUCAGAAAUGAGGUAGUGCCUGGACUGCUCUUUCGCAGUCUGUAUGGACAAUCCUGCCAGGACUUCAAGUCACUCAUUCGUUAAAGUAUAUAAUUGAACUGAUUGUGGAAGAUGGUUUCCGCAAUCAUAUUUAGUAGAAUCAACAUAUGAUUCUUUAAAUAGGCCUGGGUCAUCCCGGUCUGUAGGUGCACACUUCUCUUUAAUGUCCAUAAGACGUGUGUCUUUUAUAUGUUCUUCUUUUCUCUGUUUUGAUCUCCUUAGGGUUAGGGGAUCAAUAUCCAGGUCUUCAUCUCCAUCUAUGAACUGCUAUUUUCUCAGGGACCUUCUCCGUUUUGUCACUUUUUAUGUUUUUUUUUCAAUACAUGUCCAGUGUGUUUGUUCAGGAACCGAGUCUCUCACCUUAUCCUCUCCCUUAUUAGAACGAGAAAGUAAAGGAGGACGAAAGGAAGGAAAGGCAGGGCUACUUUGAAGGACUGGACAAGACCUCGUAUGAUUAUAUGAGCCAUGUGCGCAAAACACAGGUUUUGGUUCGAGAAUAUGGAUGCUACUCAAUGUAGUUGCAUAAUACUCUUGUAGCCAACCUUCAGUUGGUACCGUUUCUGUGCGUGAAUAAUAGCUAGUAAUAGUGUCUUGUCUUGGUCAGGUUCCUUGUGAACCGAUAUCAGUGGAUGCCUAUUCACUCUAGAUAGUAAUUUUUCUAUGCCUGUUCUUCGUGUCCAGCAAAAUUGUCUUCAUUGUUGAAGGGAACACUUACAUUCUCAAGUCUCAACGUUAAUAGCAGAAUUACUUGUUAGUAAGUGUAGCUGCAGUACCUAAUCAACUAAAGCUACCUUAGCCACCAUUGCUGAGAUCUUCAGUGUUGUGCCAUUUUUUAAUGU